Messenger RNA from Vombatus ursinus (common wombat), 2925 nucleotides. RefSeq names its product anti-Mullerian hormone (gene AMH). NCBI's taxonomy places the organism in Eukaryota, Metazoa, Chordata, Mammalia, Diprotodontia, Vombatidae. The transcript has 5 exons. Gene Ontology annotation, molecular function: growth factor activity. Bases 371 to 2293 code for a protein of 640 amino acids. Gene Ontology annotation, biological process: gonad development; Mullerian duct regression. The record is from RefSeq and is a predicted model, not a curated record.
GUUCCUCAGCCUUUCUGAACCAUACACUCCCAGCUCAGGUUCCCACUCACAUUUUUUAGAAAAUCAGUCAAGGACAGCAUUUUGACAAAUCCGGUCAACAGCUUGAAGUUUAUAUCGCUUCUAAGAAGCAAGAUACCCAGCACAAAAAUAGAACAGAAAGAGCCCUUUGAAAGGGCCUCCCCUGUCAUCCAGACUCUUGGCCUCCCAGGGUCCCAAAGGAUGUACUCUGCUUUGUCAAUUCAAGGUCUCCUCCACUGGGAAGAGAUAGUCAUCCUUCCCUCCCUCAUAAACAGUCUGGAGAAGGCAUUUCUGCCACCUUAAUCUCAUAAAAGCCCCAGUUAGCCAAAGGCUUGGUCACAACCGGCCCAAGAUGAAGGAUUCCCUUCUGGGUUUGCUCCUGCUCCUGUCAGCAAUGGUUGCUGUGCUGAGAGCAGAGCCCCCCAAGAAGGGGCAAUCGGAUGCCGACGCCAUGCCACUACCAACUCUGCCCAAGAGCCUGGUGGCCCAGGACCAGAGGAGGGAGAGGUCGGAGAAGUCGCCAGAGCUUGCUGACCCAGAUGGGGUGAAUCCUCAUGAUGGAGCGUCAUCCCCGAGGAGCCAAAAGACCCCUGGGAGUGAAGUGUACCUCCCUUGGCCCUUGUUUGCCCGGGACAGCGGCACCUCAGAUCUAUGGACUGGAACUAAGCCCCACCCUUGGCCCUUGGGAGGCCUAACAAACCCGGUGUGCUGGGUAAAAGUAGGCAAGGGGGGCGAAGGGGGCACAGACCCCCUUCAGGUGGUGGGGGCUCUGAGUGGCUACGAGAGGGGCUUUGUGGAAGCUCUGAGGCAGGCCCGCUGGGACAGACGGGACCUGGCUGCCUUCGGGAUCUGCCCCAUGGGGGGCACAGGAGUAGCUCGCAUCUCUCUGCAGCAUUUGGGGGGAUGGCUGGUGGAGCCAGGUGGGCGGAGCCUGGUGGUUCUCCACCUGGAAGAAGUGAGGUGGGAGCCGGAGCUGAGCCUCCGGUUCCAGGAGCCCCCACCAUCGCUUCAAGGAGCAGGCACCCCAGAACUGGCCCUGCUGGUGCUGUACCCCGGGCCUGGGAGAGGCGGAGUCCAGCCUGGGCAGGAGUUCCAGGUCACUGGAACCGGACUACAACCUCAGCAGAGCCUCUGUCUCUCCUUGGACACCCAGUACCUGGUCCUGGCGGUGGACGGGAUGGCUCGUGGUGGGCUCUCCCUUGCUUUGCAGCCCCGGGGUAGAGCGGGCCCCUCUCUGGCCACCCCAGAACUCCAGGCCCUGCUCUUUGGUCUGGACCACAAGUGCUUCACGAGGAUGACUCCGGUCCUACUCUUGCUGCAGGGGCACAGCGUGGGGGCCAAGCCCAACCCGAGACCUCUCCCAGCGGAGGGCCGGCUAGAUACGGCACCGUAUCCCCUGCCCAGGCCAUCCUCCCAGCCGCCUUUCACAGCAGCCUCUCCAGGUUCCACAGACCCGUUCCUGGACACCCUGACCCGCCUGGUCCGAGGAGUCCUGGGUCCUCCAGGCGCACGCCCACUGCGUCUGGCCCUGGAUCCCGAGGCCCUGGAGGCCCUCCCACAUUGGGUUUUCAACCUCUCGGACCCUGCCACCCUGGAGCGGCUGGUGGAGUCAGAGGACCCCAUGCUGCUGCUGUUUCCAGCAGGAAGCCCAGCCCUGCUGGAAGGCCUGGCAGGACGGUGGCAGACCCAGGAGGGUCCGGCCCAGCACUUGGCAGGCAAGCUGCAGGCUGUGGCAAAGGAGCUGCUGGGCCUGCCUGCCCUGCAACCCCACGCUGAGCUCCUGCACCAGCUCCUGGCCCUCUGCCCAGCCCCAACCAACAGCAGCAGCGGUGACCAGGCCGAGGGCAAGGCCCCGGCCGGCCAGCUCCGGGCCCUGCUGCUGCUGAAGGCCCUGCAGAGCCUGAAGGCUGAGUGGCGAGAGCGAAAGAAGGCCUCCCGGGCCCUCCGAAGUGCCAGGCUUGGAGGUGACAGUCCGUGCCGGCUUCAAGAGCUGAGUGUGGACCUACGGGCCGAGCGAUCUGUCCUCAUCCCCGAGACUUACAUGGCCAACAACUGCCAGGGCCCCUGCCACUGGCCCCAGUCUGACCGCAGCCCCAACUACAACAACCAUGUGGUGCUGCUGCUGAAGAUGCAGGAGAGGGGGGAACCUCUGGGUCGCUCUCCCUGCUGCGUGCCCACUGCCUAUGCUGGCAAGACUCUCAUCAGCCUCUCCGAAGAGGGCCUCAGUGCCCGCCUCAUGCCCAACAUGGUAGCUACGGAGUGUGGCUGUCGGUAGGCUCAGCGGGCCCCGUCACCCUCCCCCGUGUCCUCCCCAGCACCAGCCAAGCCCCGACAGCCUGACAUCGAUGCCUCCACAUCAUUGGCCUGUCCCAACCUAGCUCCGGCCAGGGGCCUGGACCUCCCUGCCCCCACUGCCCACACCUGACCCACUGCCCGACUGGAACCUUCCUCUGGAUUCCGGGCAGGCUGCCCCUCACCACCAUCAGUGGUGAUCCCGAUCCCCACAGUAUCCCCAAAGAUGGGGAGGUUCCCAGCAUCAUCUCAGCAGCCACUGGUUCCCUGCCUGCCCUCUCCCCUCUCCCACCUCCUUCCCUUCCCUCACAUACCUCCCCACCCUCACUGAGCCAGUGCCCAGAGGAGGCCCUGGGCAGGGAGGUGGAGUGGCAGCCAUUCAGGUCUUUCCCGUGGGCAUGGAUUGGGCAUGAGGGCAGCCCAGGGCACCAGUAUCAGUGGGGAGAGGUGGGAUUGGGCACAGAGCUGGUCAGGGCAGCACCCAAACGGGAUCUUUGUGCUCAGGAAGCAUCCGGCCCAGCCCUGGCACAGGGAGUGGCGUGGUGACUGAGGAGCCCAGAACCCUGCCCCACAUUUAUUCUGACCAACCAAAACAUUGUCCAAUAAAGCACAGAA